This is a messenger RNA of Vicia villosa (hairy vetch), 555 nucleotides long. Its product is annotated as probable plastid-lipid-associated protein 14, chloroplastic. Bases 75 to 524 code for a protein of 149 amino acids. NCBI's taxonomy places the organism in Eukaryota, Viridiplantae, Streptophyta, Magnoliopsida, Fabales, Fabaceae. The record is from RefSeq and is a predicted model, not a curated record. The transcript has 3 exons.
UGUUAUUGAUGGAUCUUGUGUGAAUAUUUGCUGAUAAAUACAGUUUUUUUAUUUGUUUAUCUUAGGUUUGAUCAAUGGCACUGUAUAGAACUGGGCCAUACCCAAUUCUGGAGAGUAAUAGCCUAGCUUAUUCGCAUAGAAAUUUGUUUGUUUUACCUGUUCCUCUGCAUUUCACUAGACAUAGACAAUCAUCUAAUGAAGGUAAGAGAAAGCACAAAGGAAUAUGCAGUUCAUCAUUACAUGGAGCUGCAUCUGCUUCUUCCAUGGAGUCACAUCAAGAGGAUCUAAGUGCCUUUUCCGUUUGCUUGGAGGAGGAAACUGAUCAUGUUGUGAGGUUCAAAAUGUCGGAUUUUAAGGUUUUAGAUCAUGUUAGCAUUGGCCUCGGUGGAAGGGCAGAUGAGGUGGUUUUUGAAGGGGAGGUGAAGGAUAGUGGUAGCCUUUUGUAUAACACACGAGUUAUACUUAGACAGCUUUAUAGUAACCAAGCUCAGCGUCGAGGAAAACGAGCAAUAGAGGUAUGUUGACCUUGUAGCAUCUCACUUUUGUUUAGUUCAU